AGAAGUUGCCUAUUCUCUGUGCUCGCGAGUUGAAAAACAUCGAGAUUGAAAAUUUUCGUAGUUUGACCGUUUCCGUGCGAUAGACCCUUUUUAAAAUACAGUUUUUGCUUUAAAAUUUUGUAUUUUGGUGUGUAUGUCACCGAGAUCGAGUAAUAAUCGUACAGUGUGGUGUUUGACGGAUCCUCGUUUCGCAGUUCGUUUCUUGAGGAGAGCGAAGUUCUCGGGUGCAAACCGUUAUUCCCAAAUGAUGAAUCUGUGAGAUUCAGCUGAAUCGGUGCUCUCUUGGAGGAGUAACCUUGCGGAAAUACUAGAUUACUGGUUUUCAACAUGAAGUAAUACUACAGGAGGAUUCAUAUCUCUCAUCCUUUGCUGAUGUAAUCCUGAUACAGAAUUGUUUAUUGUGUGCUUAAGAACUAGCAGUGCUUUUUUUGUGCUAGUUCUUCUCUUUUGAAGUUUUCGUUUUCCAUUUCUUGGUUUAAAAGAUUUAAAAAUGUAAGUGCUUCUUGCACAUUCAUUCUCUUCUUGUUUUCUGUUCCGUUCAUUAAAUUUUAAUUAUUUCCCCAAAUUUUUUCUCCGGAGUGUGAGUGCAAUAAAAUGUGCGGUGUAUUGCUGUGAUAGUGAUUUUUGUAAUGGCCGGACAACACAAAGUGUGUGCGGCCAGUGCUGACGCGAAAGAUUAGACGUGGCUGCCCCGUCAUAUGGAGACGGUUGCCCAUACAGGCAUGCCCUCGCAAUCUCAAAUGGCUUACGCACAAAGGACUACAGCCCUUCACAGGUGAGGUUUUACAACUUGGCUUCCGAAGUUCCGAAGUUAAGGAUGAUGAGUAAAGCCCUGCUAAAAUGUGAGCCUUCAAAGGAGCAAUUUCGUCGAAGGAGUGCAGAACUGCUCAAAGAAAUAUUGCCUCUCCGUUUUAUUAUUUGCAAAGACUUGGUUCUCGUGAGGAAAAUAAUUUGUUCAAUGAAAUCCCAUUUGAAUCCAACCGCGGUUUGAAGUGUUAUCGCCUGAGCGUGUACCGUAACAAUCCCAAGUAUUCCAAUAUUUGUAAAUUCUUUUCAUGAAGUGCGUUCGCGGAUCACUCAGAAUCAGAUCGCUCCCAAUAGUGCAUAAAUGCAAGAAACAAAAAUGAAAUAUCCUGCCAGUGAUAUUUUUCAGUCAGCCUUCCUCCGGGCAGCGCAUUCGCAACCCGGGGAUGGAGGCGGUGGGGCCUACAAGCCUGUACGGACGGUCCAGUCUCCGGCGACGGCCACAUACUACCCUCCGGGUACCAUGCGCUUCGUCCAACAGUCCCCCUACGGCACCGCCGUUCCCUACCGGGACAACCCUUACACCGUCCGAUCACCGACGGUCGCACCGGAUCGACAAACUCCGGUCGAGUUCGUGCGGACGGAGGGCAGCGUCAUGACCCCGACCCCUGGGGGGCAGCAGAUGAGGCAGAGGAUCUCUCUGCUGCCGCCCGCCUCCGAUUACACCUCUGGCCUCCCUCCCAGGAGUAGGAUACAACCUAUUGAUCAAUACCGUGAUGGUCUGGUUGCGCCUACCUCUGGAACAACUGUACAAGUAGAUCAUACUCCGCCCAUCAAGAAAAUUAGACUAGGGGAAAUGAAACCAGAUCUCCAAACACCUCUCAGGAUAGAUACUAAGGAGCAGCAGCCGACAACAAUGUACACUCCACAAGUUGAAGCAAUUUCUCCAACUCUUCCAGCGGAUAACAUGCAAGAGGACGCCAAUUUCCGAUCUACGAAAGAUGAGCUGCUGCAGCAAAUUAGUAAAGUUGAUAGUGAAAUUGCCAAAACUGAAAGCACAAUCCAGAAGCUAAAAAAGAAAAACCAAGAGUUGGAAGAAGCAGCCAGCAAACCAGCAAUUAAGAAAGAGGAAGAAGAAGUGAUAAUACCAAAACACCAAAGUUUAGCGCAAAAAAUUUAUGCUGAUAAUAGGAAAAAAAGUCAAGAGGCGCAUUCCACUCUUGAGAAACUGGGUCAAAAAAUUGACGUGCCUCUGUACAACCAGCCUUCCGAUACUUCCAUCUAUCAUGAAAACAAAAGGAAGCAUAUGUUAUUUAAGAAACGGUUAUUAGAACAUCUGAGGCGGAAAAGGACCGAGCGUGAAACAAGAGAAAAGUACCUGACGUCAACUUACUCCAGACUUGUACAAGAAUGGCUGAGGAAGGUGGACAAGGUGGAGAGCUCUGCGAAGAGGAAAGCAAAAGAAGCUAAAAAUAGGGAAGCGUUUGAAAAAGUUUUUCCAGAGCUGCGAAAGCAACGGGAAGACCGAGAAAGGUUUAACAGGGUUGGAGCUAGAAUUAAGAGUGAAGCGGAUAUUGAAGAAAUUGUUGAUGGCCUUCAAGAACAAGAGAUGGAAGAUAAAAAAAUGCGUUCUUAUGCUGUGAUACCCCCAUUGUUAUUAGAUUCUCGCCAACGAAAUAUAUCGUAUCUAAAUAACAAUGGUCGUUGUGACGAUUUUGUUACGGAGUACAAAGAAAGACAGUUAUUAAAUGUCUGGUCGCAGGCAGAAAAGGAUAUUUUUAAGGAGAAAUUUUUGCAGCAUCCAAAGAAUUUCGGUGUGAUAGCUGCCUCUCUAGAAAAGAAAAGUGUACGCGAUUGUGUACAGUACUAUUAUCUUAGCAAGAAAACAGAAAACUAUAAACGAUUAUUAAGGAAGUCAAGGCAAAGGACGAGGUCAAGUCGAAAUCCUCAUGGGAAAGUAACUGGCGGUAACGCAAAUUCGGCUAACGCGAACGGAACGCCGAUGGAUUCAAUAUUGAAUAGUGUUAGCGGUGUAACAACGCGGCUCCAGCGGGAGCAGUUGCAGCAGAAACAAGAAUAUAAUAAUCAGUCGGCAAUAUCCGGUUCUAGCGGUUUAGCGAUCAACAGUGUUGUGAAUGGUCUCGAGCCUAGUGAUAAUAACGAAGAAGAAAGUAGUUCGAUAUUAGCGUCUAAUAAUAGUAAUGAGCCAUGUGCGGGUGAAGACACGGCCUCGCUAAAUUUAAAUAGUAGUAGUAACCAAUUAAAUUCAAAUUCCUCGCUGAAUAAAGAUGAGGUUCCGUGCUCGUCUUCUCCGAGUCCUUUUAAAAGUGAUGUUUUGAAAUUUUCUAGUUGUACAACGUCGACGACGCCGAGUCUAGUGACGCAUAAUUCGUUGCCGGUCUCGAGUUCGAAUUUGGCCUCCCAUCCAAUAAGUUCGAUACCUAGUGAUAGUAAUGGAUCUCUUCUUCCCUCCUCUGAUGCUCAAUCUACUAGUGUCUCCUCUGCUUUGUCGAUGACAUUAAAUACUGUGGCUGUGUCUUCAAAUAACAAUCAUAUUUUAAAUAGUGAAGUUAAAGUAGAAAAUAAAAAGAAAGAAAGGAGAAAAGAAGAUAAAAGUAAGAAAAGUGAUGACUUAGGCGGUGAUACAACAGAUGAAGAACUGGAUGAGACAAACGAAAAAGGUGGCGUUUACCCUUGUGCAAUUUGUAAAACGGAAGGCGUCGGAUCGAGAGCUCUGCUGAAAUCUCAAGCUUCGCAAUACGGACUCAGGGAAGAAGAUGUGCUGGCAGGGGCGCGUGUGUGCAAUCAAUGUCACUGUAAAGCUGUUAGGUCUAGGAAUCCUCCAUGUCCGCUGCCUUCGUGCCCAAACAAGGGCAACAGGGUCAAAAGGCUCAGAUCUUUGGCUGGCAAGUGGAAUGAACUACCAAAAAACAUUAAGGAUCCAAUUAUAGCAGAAUUUCAAAUUCCCCCAAACGUAACAAAAUGUUGCUCGGCAUGUUUUACUCGGAUAGCUCGGCGAUUAUCACCCUACAGUAAUGGAGAUGAAGCCAACAAUGUAUUAAGGUGGACUGAUGAAGAAACAGAGCUGCUUAAAACAGGAAUGAGGGAACAUGGAACUCGAUGGUCGGAAGUGUGCAAAAUAGUGGGUCACUCAAAAACCCAGCAUCAGUGCAAGAAUUUUUACUUUAACUAUCGGAAGAAACUAGGACUUGAUCUUAUUCUACAAGAGUACAACAAAACACAUGACUCGCACGAUGCUUUUGGCCGCGAAAGGAAACCAGCUUUAACCGACGAAGAAGAGUCAGGAUCAAGUACAUCUACUUGUGAUUAUGAAAUCAACCCUGGGUUGUUGGACAGUGAUACUGCCAGCGCCUCAUCACCCCAGAGACUUUCUGUGUCCGAAGACAAAGUUCCAUCAGUGGAAUCUUCUGCACCAGAGAGCUCAACCCUAACUUCCAGUGACAAAUUGCCGUUAGAAGAUCGCUUGUCUAAUUCUCCUGCCACCACCGCACCAACAUCAUUGAAUCAAGCUGCUGCAACCCAAGAGUCAGAAUCAACACUGACCAACCGACCUCUGAAUAAGGAAGACUAUGAUAGCUCAGCCACGGAGACGGCAGAUGAAGGGGUAGGAGAAACAAGUGGUAACGGCGGGGACAAGCCAGCGUCGACGUCUCCCCUAACCGUGAAAGACCUCCUAUCGAAUGUGAUCGAAAUGCAGCUCAUGAAAAAUCAAUUGGGUGGCAGUGGAUCGCAACCUCCUUUGCCUGCUGGCCAGCAAUCUAUGCCUCCAACUAUUUCCUCAAUUUUGAAAAUGGACCACGGGUUUGCAGUGCGAGAACUCAAACCGCGAGAAGAAAACAGCAAUCUUGCGACAUUGUCCGUUGUGAGCUCACAGCAUGCACAGCAGCAUGUUGCUCCGCAAGAUCUUCCCAAAGAAGGAUUAGUUGUUGUUCAGGUGCAGCAGGCUCUGCGUGAAAAUAGAGAGCCAGAACCGAUGACUUUAGAUCUAAGCAUCAAGAAACCUCGUAGUGUUAGUAGUAAUGAAUUUACAUCAAGUGCUCCUCCAUCUAGCAAUGCUGAUAAAGUCACAGCAUCGCACCCUCCUCUGACAGUUUAUCGCACGACUCCCCAUGCACCGGAAGGCUAUUACAACCCUCACGUUGUUGAGGCUGGUCGAAUUUCGAAAUCUCCCUCCAUUUUUGUUACGAACACACCCACUCCUCACCUAGUGAUGACACCUCACUCACAGCCUCUGCUCACUGUCAGGACAUCUCACAUCAAAGUACCAAACAAGCUGGGCUCCCCACAAUUACCGAACUCAAAACUGUCUCCAAAGUUGUCACCUAGCACAGGGCCAUCAAGGGAAGGAACGCCAGGGCCGCCUCCUCUGAGCAACAAAUUAGGUGGCUCUAUCAUGCAUGGGACUCCUGUCUCGGCACCCUCGUCUAUGUAUCCAACGUCACAAGAGUCCCAUUAUGACCCAGGAAAUCUACUCAGGCAGAUGACACCACCCCAGGUCAAGGAAUCGCCUCCAGGCUCUAUCACGCAAGGAACUCCAGUUCAUCAGAGGGGAAACAGCGUUUACGGUGCAGAUUUCUAUGUACAAAAUAGUAAUAAAGGAGCCAAUUCCCGCAACAGCAACAGUUCCUCAGCCCCUGUUGGAGGCUUCUACCCUCCAAGGCCUCCUGCGGCAGCUUAUACGGCUGAACAACGUCAAAUAAUCAUGAAUGAUUAUAUCACAUCGCAACAGAUGCACACCUCUGCUGCACCCAACACCACCCGUCGUCCUCCGUCCACUCCUGAUAAAGUCUAUUAUCAGCCUACAAGACAAGGUGUUAUUCAGAGGCAUAACACUAGCAAACCGCCCUCUCCGCAUCACUACCCACCCGGACAUGAAGCCUUCAGUUCGCUUGUUGACGUGGCCAGUCGUCAGCCCAGUCUCCCAGUGCCGAUCCCGGACCCUCAUCCACACAAAGAUGACAAACGCUUCGAAGGCCUUGGUGACAGGUUCAACCGAGAUAGUGCUCAAGAAAGGUUUCCCAGCCGUGAACAAGAUAGGUUUAUCCGUGAAAAUCAUCAAAUUUCCCAACAUCCAUCGGUGCAACAGCAAAUAGCAGCACAUCAACAUAGGGAAAGAGAAAUCCAUCUGGCUCAACAAAGAGAGAUGCAGCAACGCCAACAGCAAGAAGUACAGGAGAGGGCAGAACGGGAGCGCGACAUGUUGCGGCACCAGCGGGAAAGGGAAAGGGAGCAGCAGCUAUCGCGGGCAAAACAGAUGCGUGAUAAUCAACUUGCGCACGAGCAUAUCAUGAGACAGCAGCAGCAGUCUCAGCAACAUCAGCAACAACAACAGCAACAGCAACAUCAGCAACAACAACAACAGCAGCAGCAGCAACAACAACAUCAGCAACAGCAGUCGCAGCAGCAACAGCAACAACAAUCGCAACACUCAAAUCCCCAAUCGCGGUUACUAGAGGCACAGAGGAUGCAGCACAUUCCGAGUUAUCAACAGAGGAUGACGCCUUUGCCUCAGUCGUCUCCCAGCGAAAAUGAACAAGCACGACUCAUACAAGUUUCAACGCCUCAUUCGUUUUCGCGUGAAGGCACGCCACAAACUGUUAGUCGAAGUCAACCAGAAUCCAGAGAAUCAUCAACUCCAACUAGUCAAACAAGCACAAGCAGGUCUUCCACUCUAACAGCCGCUAGUCUCAUCGAUGCGAUCAUCACCCACCAAAUCAACCAGACUUCUGAUUCUGGUCCGCAAGGUCAUGGGAAUCAGCCUUUAGGAUCUCGUGCUGGUGAUAGAUUGUUUCAGAGUGUUCACAGGGAUGGGCCUCAGCAAACAGAGAAUGGGAAACUUUCUCCGAUGAAGCCUCCCCUAACAGCUAGUCCUGACAAAGAACCUCAACGGCUAAUCACUUUAGGAGAUCACAUUGAUGCAAUAAUAAACAAAGAUUUUGCCCAGCCAAGAACACCUACGCCUCAGCAAGUGUAUCCUGGAUAUGAACCUCAAGCUUGGAAGCUACGCCGAGUGUUGCAGCAAAAAGAAAUUGAAGCAGCUGCCGCUGCAAAUGCUCGCGACAAGAACGAAGAAAGGAACGUUGUGAGGGUAGCAGGUCAAAUAUAUUACUCAACUGAGCAACCGCUUUCCCCUCUAGAUUAUGUGAAAAAUCGAAUUGUGGAAGUUAUGCGAACAUCGGAGGAAGACAGCAACAACAAGUCCCGAUCGGAUGGGAGUCCCAGCGGUGGCGGUGACAUGAUGAUGGACGAAUCGGAUAGCCAACGGCAUCCAUCGCCACGUCCUCAACCAUCGACGACUCCCCAUCCACCCCCACCUCCACAGCCAUUCUUAACGACGGCUAAUGCUACUUACGCUUAUCCUUACUCAGCGCUUCACCUCAAUUCGCAAGUAACACCCCCUGUCCCUGUUUCGGCGACAAACGCAGUGGUGAAAACUGGUGCACCUCCUUCCUCGAGCUCCUCGGACAUCCCCCCGGAACCAGCACCACUCUUAUCUGCUCAAUACGAACCCUUAUCUGAUGAGGAUUAACACUUUCAUGUACAUUUUUUGAUCUCAUUUUACUGGCUGGAUACAAUUUGUAUAAAAUUUUGUAAUAUUACGUAUUUUUUUAUUCCGACACUAACAUUUUUGACAGCAACAUGUCAAAAGCGAUUAAGUUUCUUAAGCUUUGAUUUUUUUCGAUUUUUUUUUUAAAAUUAAGAUUCAUUUCUCUUUCUCUCUCUCUGAUGAAACAUGGAAAGUACAUCCAGGUUUAAUAGCAGAAACCUUUUUUAUGUUUUAUUUUUGAAGGUAGGGUAACCUCUGACUUUAAUUAUCUUAUUUGAAAUUGAAUGCUGUCUGAACUGAACCAUGUUUUGAAACUAGUUUUGCUCAUUUGACUUUACUCUCUUCAAGUUUUUUUUCGUUUUUUUUUCUCAUGUAAUUGUUAUCAUACUUAAUUAUUUCAGACUAAUAUUCAGACUCCUUGCUCUAUGACAAUAUAAACUUUUUUCAAAAUUUGAAAAAAAAUCCCUCAGCAAUAUGACUUAUAUUAUUCUUUUUGUUUGUAUGUAUUAUUAAUUUUUUUGCAAGCCCCCUUCCCCUCUGUCAAGUUUAAGACUUAUUCCAAUCACCGAAUCUGAACCUGAUACAUGAUGCAUCUGCUUCCCUCUAUCUAUUUGAUUUUGAGUUUAAGUAUUUUAAGCUGUAACGCAAAGGGUUAUCCUGCUAGCCUAGCAUCAUAGACCUGAGAAACUGUACAGUGGAAAAUAUUCAAAUGAAAGGUUAAUUAUCUAUUGUCACCUAAUUUGACCAUAGCCAUUGAAUAGAGGAAUGCAUGUGAUUUUUCAAGUGGUAAAUCCAUUUUCAUUGUCCCAUUGACAGAUCGUAUAUCUUCUAUUGCUUUUUUAGAAGUUACAUUUUUGCACUCCUUCAAUAUCUCCUUUGCCUAGAUCCUAGGAGACUUCCAUAAAUUACCUUGGUUUAUCGCUGCCCGAACCAGUAAGUUCCGCUGUAUUUGAUCAAUCUUGUUUCACUGCCUGCCCAUUGUGGAUAAUCAAGUCAAGGUUCGAGUCAUUCUGUACCAGCUGGGAUUCAGCUGUAUUAGUCUGUGGUAUUUUUCACCCUAGAAUAAUGUAGUUAACAUUUCAAAUUGUUAUGUAUCCUGCCAAGACUUUAAAAGUGCAUUUUUUUUUUUCAAGCCUGUGAACUUUUUAUUCUUUUGAGGACGUGGCAAAUGCUUUAACGGAGAAACCCAACCGAUAAAUUUGAAAAAAUUUCAGUGACGGGUACAGGUCUGAAAACUGUAUCAUGUAUGUAUUCGAAACUCAUGACAUAACUUGGUGGUCCUCCAAUCAUCCUUGUUCAAAAUUGAUUUGUAGCAAAUGAAUUUCUUAUAUUCUAUUUGUACUAUGCUACCUCUCAGUUUUCUCUCUCUCAUUUAUUAAAAUAAGUACUCGGUACCGACCUUUGACUCUCAAUCUGGUGGUAUUAUCUCCAGCGGAACAAUUCACUCUGAGGUUGUCGUGCUGGCUAAGUAUGAAAAUAUUAGAAGCAGACAACCUCUAUUUUUGCACCCACAAUCGUGAUGAGCUGAAUUUUCUCAAGUGAAACAUUGGUGUUUUUUUUGCUUUAAGAGCCAAGCAGGGUCUGAGCGGUAGAAAAGAACUCAGCAUUAGCCUGAAAUUGUUUAUCAUUUUCAAACUGAACCACCACUACCACAUCAGUGUUUUAUUUUGUAGGAGUCACCCUUAGGUCUCUAAUCUUCAAAAUUCUGACUGAGUGAAACUUACGUUUUGUUGAAAUUUUGCUCAUCAAAAACGAUUUUGCAGCAAACUGCGUUCAUUUUGAAACCUUUGUCCAAUUCUCUAUCUCUGUCUGAAAUUCGUUUGUAUUAUGUACAUCAUACAAUGUUUUAAAAUUGAAAUUCCUAAAAUCUCAGUUAGUUUGCCUGUCCCUCCCCCCCUUUUUGGCUGAAAUAGAAAGAAAACAAAUUUGAGUUUCUAAAUUUAUCUGGGCCCUGAAUUAUGUAAUUUGCCUGGAAAGAAAGCUGCAGCACCUUCUCAAAUAGAAAGUAUGAGGACUCAGUUGUGAUGAAUAGAUGUUUCAUCAGGCAUUAAUUGUUUAACUAAUAAUUUUAUACUUGUUCAAUCUAAUUGCAUUACAAAACAAUUCUGUGCAUUUUGUAGAAAGUUACGAUGUUAGAGCUACUAUUUUAACAUUUGAUAAUAAUGAAUUAGUAACAUUUUCUAGAAGAGCAGAGAAUUGGUUCUUCUAAGAACUAAUGAUUCUUUCACUUAAGAAGUGAGCUUCAACAGUUAAUAAUUUUCAUUAUAAAUUGUAUCCUUUGUGUAAAUAGUCAAUAUAGCUUUCUCUCACGGCAAAAGAUAUUAACUAAUUUCGAAUUUGUUACAAUUUUGUAAUUAUUUUUCAAUUCUAGUUCAACGACUGUUUGUAAUUGUUUUGUUAAUUUGAUUAUAGCCACUAUUUAACUAUUGUUAUUGCUUUCAUUACAAACAGUUAAUUUUUUAUGGUUAAGGAACUGUUAGGGUUUGAAAUGCUGAGUUGAGAGCACGUCAGCGUGUAGAAAUUAUCAAGAAAUUUUAGAACUUACACAGUUGAAAAUGUUAAAAGAUUUUUUUUCUUCUAAUUUUUUAUGUUCUGAUCCAACUCAAAUGUUUAUGGCGUUGAAUGACUUUUUGAAAUUUCCCUCCGAAA
Molecule: messenger RNA, 9961 nt
Organism: Bemisia tabaci
Lineage: Eukaryota; Metazoa; Arthropoda; Insecta; Hemiptera; Aleyrodidae
Gene: Smr
Product: nuclear receptor corepressor smrter
Biological process (GO): regulation of transcription by RNA polymerase II
Cellular component (GO): chromatin
Source: RefSeq, a predicted model, not a curated record